CAAGUUUCAAACCUCUCAAAAAUCCGGUCUCUGCUGAUCGAAUUGCCAUUUAUUUUUUUGGAAAUUUGACACAAUGGCAGAAAUUCCGGCGUCUGGCGAUGCUCAAAGCCUCAAACUAAAAAUCGCCGAACUUGAGACACGCUGUAGCGACCUGAUUUACGAAAACGAACGAAUUAACUUGGAUUUGGCUCAUGAGAAGCACAAAGUCGGGCAAUUGGAACGCCAGCUUCAGUUUGUUAAAGACAAUCAGACGGUGUUUGAAAAACUGAGAGAAGCGUACGUUUGUAUGAAAUACAAUGAGACUGCAGGACGCAAACUUGUGGAGAUUCGAGAUAAGAGUGUGCAGACUUGGGAUGGCGUCUUGUGUCGGGCUUGCUUGGACACGGAGAAGUUGAGGAAGGAUUUGGAACGGGCUAAGGCCAUGUACAGUGGCUGUAUUGUCAUCAAGAGGGACGAAAUGGACAAAUUAAAUACGACAGUUGAAGCUUUAAAAUGUUACUUGGAUAACAAAUACACCAAAAAUAUGGACUCACAAAUAAAAACAAGGAGGGAUUAUCGAAACUUUGUAAUUAAUUCACGAAGUCAGUCCGUUGACAGAGGCACCUUUAACAAGAAAAAAGUGCUCCGCAAAAGGUGUAGAACUAGCAAAAGCUCAAUUGAUGUACGACAAAAGUAUAAAUAAAAGAAACGAUUGGUUCAACAGUAUUUUAUUCUUAGUACACAGUUGCAAGAAACGAACAAGAUUGGAAUAAAUUUAUCAGUGGAAGUGAAAGAAGUGUGAUUAAGGAGCAAUCCGAAAAAUUCCACAGGAACAAUUGUUACGUUUUUUCAUUCCAGACUAUCGUGAAAUUGGCAACAAAAUGCUUGAGUCACGACAGUUUGGAAUGUGUGUUAGAAAUGAGAAAUUGUUUAAACUGGGUUUAUUCAUCGGCUUCUGCUUCGGCUUCAGGCUCGUCUUCCGGCUCGACUUCAGCCGGUUCUUCUUCUUGUGCUUCAGCUUCAGGUUCAUCAACGACCGGUUCAGCUUGUUCUUCAGUCUUUUCUUCCUCUUCUUCAUUGGCGGCCAGUUCUUCUUGCGCUUUCGCCGCCAGUUCCGCCAGCUCCUUUUCCUGUCUUUCCAGUUCGGCCAGUUCGGUUUCCUGUCUCGCCAGUUCUGCAAGUUCUGCUUCCUUCUGUUCCUUCUCCUUUUGUUCCCUUUCGAGACGUUCCUGCUCCGCUCGUUCGGCCUCUUGUCUCGCUAACUCCGCCAGUUCUUCGGCUUGUCUCGCCAACUCUCGCUCUUUUUCCUCCUCGGCUUGUCUAGCGAUUUCCUCCAAACGGAGCAGUUGCUGGCGCUCUUCUUCAGCUUUGGCUUCUUCCUCAAGUCGGCGCUGUUCCUCCAAGCGCGCCCUUUCCUCCUCCUCUCUCUUCAUUCGCUCAAUCUCAGCCUUAAAACACAAAUACGCGAAUUGAAACAACCGGAAUAUUAUAGAUUACUUGUUUGGCCAGUUCUUCCUGACGUGCUUGUUCCGCCUGCCUCUCUAAUUCUGCUGCACGUUCUGCGGCGAGUUGAGCUGCAAGCUGUUCUUGACGAGCUAUUUCUGCUUUUCUGGCCGCUUCGGCUUCCUUCUUCGCUUGCUCUUCAGCAAUUGCUCUAGGAAACACAGUUUUAGGUUUCUUCAAAUUGCAAUGUGGUUUUACCUUUCUUCAGCUAACCUCGCUUCUUCUUUCCUUUUCUUUUCCUUCAGACUUUUCUCUACUUCAUCUGUUGUUUUAUCAUCAGAUGCGUAGAUUUUAGCGAGACGCUGUGCCCGUGCUUCACGCAAAUCUUUAAUUUCUUGAGCGACCGGAUCUUCCAUUGGCUUGUGAACUGAGAAAAUACGUGAAGGACGAGCUGGCGAUAAAGGUGCUGAAAUCGUUCAUUAUCGGUGAAUUAACCAAGUUAUUUAAUACAUGACGUCUGAAUAAUAAGCAGUAAUUGGCUAAUUUUUCCCAAAUUAGACAACUACAACAUUAGUCGCGACUAGAGUAAGUUAUUGAUUUAGAUGUUUUAGUUUUAAUUAUUUUAUUGUCUUUAUAAACUUACGUCGUUAAUGAGCUGGGGUCCCCUCGGUCCGGUGGCGUGGUCAUUUAAAAGGUUUUUUUACCGCAUUUAUUUUAUAACUUAAAUUUAUUGUUAGCAAAAAUCACUCUAUUUUUAAAAAAGAAAAACAAAAAUACCAUCCCAUAAAAACCUAAGAUGCUGAAAGAGAUUAUAAAAGGUGUUUGCCAUUGCACUAUUAGUAAAGAAAACCAAACCAUAAUAAAAUAAAGUUUUAUUGAUUGAACGGAACAUUAUAAAAAAAUAGUGAAUUAUUAAGAGAGCGAGCUAUUCGGCAGUGACCACACCUUGUAACAAUUGAAAAACAAGCCCGUUCUCUUGUGAGUAAACAACAAAGACAAUCGUGCACAUGACAUUAAGGAGAAAAGUGUUACCAUCUUCAAGAAUCUUAACCUAACUGCGUUUUAGUAGAGGAAAGCGAGUGAAAUUUAACACAAAAGUCGUAAUCAGGGGUUAUUCGGUAAUUUCGGUUUGUUGUUUUUCUUCUACACUCCCAGCUGCAAGGAAAACCAAAAAGUCAAUACACACGAGUUAGCCACAAACAUGAUCGAAGCUGUAGAUCAUGAAGAUGAUUUCUAUGUUCAAAUAACUAAGCGAAAAACCGAAACUGUUACGAAAUUAGCUCUUUAUGUACAUGAGAUGGCGAUUUAAGCGCGCAAAUACCUUUAAUUUCUUUCGGUUGUUGUUUCUCAUCUCGAAACUUAGUAAUGUAAUAACUCAACAACUGGAUAUCAUUCCUGAGAGCGUCCUCAAACAUGGUCAGAGGACGACGGCGGCUGUAGCCUUUGUCCCCUGCGUACGAGACACAUGAUAGAUGACCUGCACCUAAUUCAAACUCAAAUCAAUCAAAAGCGCAUUAUUUCACACACUCCGGUUAGGCCUUUUCGCACUACCGUCAGUAGGUACCACCUAAAGCAGGAACAUUGUGCAGAGAGCAGGAACUAAGCCACCAAGUGCAGGAAUUCGUGCACAGAACUAAAACCAAACUCACCGAUGUAUUUUUUAACGGGUUCCGUGUAAUAUGUGGCGUAUUGUAUUUUGUGAUUUGGGGAAUAAGUCAAGAGUCUGUGAAUGUAAGUGUCGUUGCUGUAUUUCAUCGGCAACGACGGGAAAUCGCCGAAUCUGGGUUUCAAAGCCAAAUUAAAAUUUUUGGUUUUAUGGGCAUAGCAUUUUACCUGUUUAACGGAGUAAUGGGCCAGGUUCUGAUUCUCGGUACCGGCUGAUGGACCUGUUUGAGGAGAGACGCCGUCUGAGCUCGAAUCAGCCUCGUUUCGUCGUCAAAUAUCUGAAAAUGUUCAUAACCAGUUUCUCACUCCUUGACUAAACCGAUCCUACGUCCUAGUUUAGUGUCGGUUAGUGUAUUAUUUGUAACGGUUAGAUGCAUUGAAAAAUCGCUUAAACUGGUGUUUAAGCGACUUUUGGUGUUUAAAAAAGAAUGAGAUACUUACACGUUGGAAAUAUUUGGCAUAAAAGGGUGCUAAAUUGUUCAAACUAUAAGAAAUAGGAAGAUAUUUGAGCCAAUAGUGUGAUCGUUUUGGAGACCAAUAAUAAGUGUCCCAAUACCUGUUAUAUCUCCAAACUGGCCAAUAAUAAUCGUGAUAAUAAGGAUAAUAAUAACUCAAGGGCCGAUAAUAUCUGUAAUAGUUGUAAUAAUGAUACCAGUUCCGGUAAUAAGGGUAAUACAGCCCAGAAUCGUAUUUCUGGAAAUAAACGAGGAUUCAUCACACAGAAAAAUGACGAGUUUUAUUAUUGUUUUAAGCAAUGAACUACAAUUUUGUGUAACUUUCGUUCCUAAAUCUUCUCGCUUAAGAUUUUCUUCAUGAUUUUGUGUUCUUCCUGUAAAUCGUUUGAUCAUCGUCUGAAUGUUAUGUCGAGCUUGAAGCAUUAACGACAGUCAUUUAUGCGCAAAAGGCGGCUCGUAGUUGUCGCAUCAGUUCACACUUUGUUGUGCGUUAAAACUGAUCCAAAACUACGCAAAAAUCGGCUCGCUUUUGAUACUUACACUCUGUAAUCUAAGAGAACGAUAAAGCGGAAUAUCAUCGAGAUAGCUAACUGAACGAGAAAUAGGCCAGUAACUGUAAUACGCACUUAACGGCCUAUAAAACGGCCAGUAAUCGUCGUAAUACGAAAGCGGGCGAAUUAUUCGAUAAAAGUUGUAAUAUCGAGACGGAUAAUAGUCUGAAUGAUACUUUAAGCCAGUUAUUGGAUUGCGAACA
This is a messenger RNA of Tribolium castaneum (red flour beetle), 4296 nucleotides long. RefSeq lists its product as uncharacterized. Bases 74 to 682 code for a protein of 202 amino acids. The record is from RefSeq and is a predicted model, not a curated record. The transcript is spliced from 4 exons. Lineage: Eukaryota; Metazoa; Arthropoda; Insecta; Coleoptera; Tenebrionidae.